AGCAGCUCUAAGCAGAGCCCUCUCACGGCGUUAAAAAAGUACACUGCUCCGCCGGAACUGUUGGGGAUUUUUCCAACAAACCUCUUCUCUAUUUCUGACUCCCCUUUAUUUUUUUUCCCCCUCUCCUCUCGAAUUUAGACCUCUUUCUCUUUUCCUACAUUCCUUUCACCCCAUUGCGACCCGAUCUCCUAUCAUAACAUCAUGGCCAGCACAAUAGCACGUUCUGAGGAGCGCCAGAACGCCGGCACCAUCGAGCUUAAAGAUGACACUGCCAUUGUAGUACUUGGUGCGUCGGGAGAUCUUGCGAAGAAGAAGACGUUCCCGGCACUUUUCGGCCUUUACCGUAACAAGUUCCUUCCCAAAGGAAUUAAGAUUGUCGGCUAUGCCCGGACAAAAAUGGACCAAGAAGAAUAUCUGAGACGUGUGCGGUCGUAUAUCAAGACCCCCACUAAGGAAAUUGAAGAGCAGCUGGAUAGCUUCUGCCAACUUUGCUCCUACGUCUCGGGUCAGUACGACAAGGAUGAGUCUUUCCAGGACCUCACAAGGCACCUCGAGGAUGUCGAGAAGGGUCAGAAGGAGCAGAACCGUGUCUUCUACAUGGCUCUUCCCCCCAGCGUCUUUACUACCGUAUCGGAUCAAUUAAAGAGAAACUGUUACCCUAAGAACGGCAUCGCUCGUAUCAUCGUCGAGAAGCCAUUCGGCAAGGACCUUCAGAGUUCUCGUGAUCUCCAGAAGGCGCUCGACCCCAACUGGAAGGAAGAGGAGAUCUUCCGUAUUGACCACUACCUGGGAAAGGAGAUGGUCAAGAACAUCCUUAUCAUGCGCUUCGGCAACGAAUUCUUCAACGCCACCUGGAACCGUCAUCACAUCGAUAAUGUGCAGAUUACAUUUAAGGAGCCCUUCGGCACUGAGGGCCGUGGAGGCUACUUUGACGAGUUCGGUAUCAUUCGUGACGUUAUGCAGAACCACUUGUUGCAGGUGUUGACUUUGCUCGCUAUGGAGCGCCCCAUCUCAUUUUCCGCCGAGGAUAUUCGUGACGAGAAGGUGCGUGUCCUGCGCGCAAUGGACGCGAUCGAGCCCAAGAACGUCAUCAUCGGUCAGUAUGGAAAGUCUUUGGAUGGAAGCAAGCCCGCAUACAAGGAGGACGAGACUGUCCCUCAGGAUUCUCGCUGCCCCACUUUCUGCGCAUUGGUCGCAUACAUCAAGAACGAGCGAUGGGACGGUGUUCCUUUCAUCAUGAAGGCCGGCAAAGCCCUGAACGAGCAGAAGACCGAGAUCCGUAUCCAGUUCCGCGAUGUGACUUCGGGCAUCUUCAAGGACAUUCCUCGCAACGAGCUCGUCAUCCGUGUUCAGCCCAACGAGUCCGUGUACAUUAAGAUGAACUCGAAGCUUCCUGGCCUAUCCAUGCAGACUGUCGUGACCGAGCUUGACCUCACCUACCGCCGUCGCUUCUCCGACCUUAAGAUUCCCGAAGCUUAUGAGUCUUUGAUCCUGGACGCCCUGAAGGGCGAUCACUCAAACUUCGUUCGUGAUGACGAGCUUGACGCCAGCUGGAGGAUUUUCACACCUCUCCUGCACUACCUUGAUGAUAACAAGGAGAUCAUCCCUAUGGAAUACCCCUACGGCUCUCGUGGACCUGCCGUUCUCGACGACUUCACUGCCUCGUUCGGUUACAAGUUCAGCGAUGCUGCUGGUUAUCAAUGGCCCUUGACUUCCACCCCCAACCGUCUGUAGACGGGGAAGGCUUAUGAGGCUAACGAAAGUGUAAAAAGGACAAAAAGGGGGCAAAGAUAUUAAUGCAGCAUGACAGACUUUGUUUUUAUUGUUAUGGUAUGUUUGGGAAUUUCGGUUUGAGUAGGCGGUUUUUUUAAACAAUCGGUGGGCCGGCAAUGACGGAGUAAAUCCAUUUUUACCACCCAACUCUAGAAACGAAUCAAGUGAAUAUUACGAAUAUCACGAAAGAUGCGCAGA
Aspergillus caelatus is the source of this 1971-nucleotide messenger RNA. RefSeq names its product glucose-6-phosphate dehydrogenase. Bases 202 to 1734 code for a protein of 510 amino acids. Gene Ontology annotation, biological process: glucose metabolic process; pentose-phosphate shunt, oxidative branch. Gene Ontology annotation, molecular function: NADP binding; glucose-6-phosphate dehydrogenase activity. Lineage: Eukaryota; Fungi; Ascomycota; Eurotiomycetes; Eurotiales; Aspergillaceae. The transcript is spliced from 10 exons. The record is from RefSeq and is a predicted model, not a curated record. Gene Ontology annotation, cellular component: cytosol.